Pterocles gutturalis (yellow-throated sandgrouse) is the source of this 303-nucleotide messenger RNA. Its product is annotated as serum amyloid A protein-like. The record is from RefSeq and is a predicted model, not a curated record. NCBI's taxonomy places the organism in Eukaryota, Metazoa, Chordata, Aves, Pterocliformes, Pteroclidae. The annotation marks the transcript as partial. The transcript is spliced from 3 exons. Gene Ontology annotation, cellular component: extracellular region.
AUGAGGCUGUGUGUCUGCUUUGUGUUGCUCUCCUUUAUUCUGUGUGCAAGUGCUGACUUACGAUUUGCCUGGGAUGCAGUGAGAGGGGCAGGGGAUAUGGCCAGAGCAUACUGGGACAUGCGUGAGGCAAAUUACAAAGGUGCCGACAAAUAUUUCCACGCUCGUGGGAAUUAUGAUGCUGCCCGAAGAGGACCUGGUGGUGCUUGGGCAGCCAAAGUGCUCAGUGACUUACGGGAGAAAUGGCAAAGCGACGUGAGCGGCAGAGGGGCAGAGGACACCCGGGCUGACCAGGAGGCGAACGAG